Messenger RNA from Marchantia polymorpha subsp. ruderalis, 1894 nucleotides. NCBI's taxonomy places the organism in Eukaryota, Viridiplantae, Streptophyta, Marchantiopsida, Marchantiales, Marchantiaceae. The record is from the annotation of a GenBank genome assembly.
CCCUCGCUCGCGUGUUCUCAACCUCUUCAUCUAUAAAGCACGUCUUCGCUCCCAGAAUCCCUCAGCUCUCGCCCUCUCCCCGUGCCCCCUACUCCACUCCCCUCCCUCCCCUCUCCUCUCCUCUCCUCUCCUGCCCUCCCUCGUUCUCCUCCUUCCACUCGCCAUCAAAUCCGAGCAUGCGCUCUCGUGCCCGACAGUUCUGAUCUCUUCGAGUACAGCGACCCUUCGAUCACGAGAAGCAUCAAGCAGGUCGGGCGGAAAUUGCAGUGGAGAUUUGAGGUGGAGGUGGAGAUCGAAGCUCAGAGAAGAUGUUGUCAGUGAACGAUGUGUUCUACAGCAACCAGGAGGAGCCGGUGCGCAUCCUGGGAUCGUCGUAUGGGCACUCGUCGCGGUCGCAGUACCGCGACGGCGAGUACGAGAACUCGGCUCGGUACCUGCACCAGAACUCGCGAGGGCGCGACGGCGCGUACCACAACUCGUCGCGCUACAGCAGGUCGUCGCACUCGCCGCCGCGGUUCCGGCGCGAGUCCAUCACGGGGCUGCAUCUGACGGAGAGGCUGUUCGGGAGCCGGCGCAACAGGUCCUCGCACUCGCCGCCGCCGUCGCGCGACGGGGGCUACUACGACCACGGCAGCAGCUAUGGCAGCAGCUACGGGCAGCGCAACGCGCACUCGCCGCCCGGGCGCUACCACGGCUCGCACCACACCAGCUACCCAACAUCGUCGGCCUCGGCGACCUUCGCCACCGGGUACGCGUCGUCCGACAUCUACCACGGCCAGCAUACGUCCACGGUACCGCGCACGUACCAGUCGACCAACUUCUACAACGUCUACGGGCAGUCGGUGCCGGGCCAGACGGUGAAGCUCAAGGUGCCGCUGUGCUGCGAGGCCUGCGAGGAGCGCAUCACCAACCACCUGCUCGACCUCGACGGCGUGCAGGCCGUCACCUGCGAUCAGAUCAAGCAGAAGGUCAUCGUCUCCGGCACCGCCGCCCCCUCCGACAUUCUGCAGGCCAGCCGCGAGUGCUUCAAGCACUCCAAAUUCUGGCGAGAUUAGUCCCCUCCUCCCUCCAUCCCAUCCGGCCCAUUCGACCUCCAGGCCUCGCUUGCUUGUCGAUCGACAUCGUGAUCGAGAUCGAGCUCGAGCUCGGGUGCACCGGAUUCCCCCCAUGUACAGCUUGCAGUAGUCAGAGUAGUAUUAGUAUUAGAGGCUACGUGCCAUGCACGACGGACAGAUUGAUAGACAUGGACCUGUCACUGUCACAGUCUGUGUGUGUGUUUCUGUCCCGUGGUGGCGUGGACUUUCUAUUUGGGAAUGUGAAUGAGAAGCAGCAGAGAGGUCGACGACGAGGGCGUUCGACCACGAGUGCACGACCUUCGGACGAGCUUUGGAACAGGAAAGGUUUUACUCGGAAGAUCAAGAGGAGUCGGGGCUGAAACGAGCAUAUGUCGAACGAGGAGUAAUGGCCGCCGGUGCAUGCGACGACCGCCAUGUGCGUGAUCAUAAGUGGCUGGGUUAAGCGGGCGAAGGGCGAGUGCUCGGAGUCGUCGACGUGUGUCGUUCGUUCGGUGCUCGUGGCCUCUCUGCUGACAGGGCCGACGGAUUUGCGGAGUUUGUUCUGGACUUCAUUUGUACCAUAUUUAGGUGGAUUCAUUCAUAGGUUGGUAGAAGCUUUGUCCUGGUUUUGCGGUCGUAAGAAUCUGGGUUGCCUUUGUGCACUGUCAUUUACCGACUGAUUCCAGUAUCUACCGAAGUGGACAUAGACUUUCAAGCCAUUUCUAUGAGAUUUUGAGCUGCUUUGAGCGUCUCCAACGCUACAUUUGUUUCAGAUUUUGUACAUCCAGCGAGCUCAAUUUUGUCGUGUAAUAAUAAAGUACAAUGUUAGACGCUUUCUC